Lytechinus variegatus (green sea urchin) is the source of this 2592-nucleotide messenger RNA. RefSeq names its product protein-glucosylgalactosylhydroxylysine glucosidase-like. Gene Ontology annotation, biological process: carbohydrate metabolic process. Gene Ontology annotation, molecular function: catalytic activity. The coding region runs from base 1 to 1968 and encodes 655 amino acids. The transcript is spliced from 8 exons. NCBI's taxonomy places the organism in Eukaryota, Metazoa, Echinodermata, Echinoidea, Temnopleuroida, Toxopneustidae. The record is from RefSeq and is a predicted model, not a curated record.
AUGGCCCUCAGUCCCAGCAGCUCUGGAUUGCCCAGCUACGGGAGCGGCUGUGGUAAGGAAGGAGCAGAGGGUGCUAAGAAUCUCUGGGCUAGGACAGGCUCCUUAAAGGAUGUGACCAUCUGUACAUAUAAUGUACGUUCCCUUUUAGGAGAGGAUAGGCUAUAUGAGCUGGAAAAAGAACUAGGCAACGUCAUAUGGGACAUAGUCGGAUUAUGUGAGGUUAGACGCCGUGGGGAACAUCUACAACAACUAAAAAGUGGAUAUUUGCUGUACACAAGGGGAAAGGAGGAAAGUAGCAUAGGAGGGGUGGGUUUCCUUAUUCACAAGACCAUAGCAUCCAAUGUAAUUAGCUACAAGAGCACUUCAGACAGAGUAUCCCAGAUUAUCCUAAAAAUCUCUAAGAAACAAACCAUGAAAAUCAUCCAAGUAUACCUUCCAACUUCUAGCCAUGCUGACGAAGAGGUUGAUAUGGUCUAUGAGGAAAUUGCUAAACUACUUGAUGAAGACAAAGCAAAUUUUACUAUAGUUAUGGGAGAUUUCAAUGCUAAAGUUGGCAAGGUCCAUGUUGAUGCACCAAUCAUUGCUCUAGAUGCAGAUGAGGACAUAACACCAGUAGGAGUAGAUGAGGUUGCUAAAGCCUUACAAGAAAUGAAGCGUGGUAAAGCACCAGGCAGUGAUGAGGUGCUGGUGGAUGUCCUUAAAGAUGGAGGCGAUGUCAUCCUAGAACAGCUGGCCAAGCUGUUUACACUCUGUUUAGGGUCAUGUAUUUUGGGACCAAGAAACCUGGAUGUAUCCACCAAUGCUGAUACGUAUCCAGAGUUGGCUCAAGCUAUGAUCAAAUCUAGAACUAUGCAUCUACAGGCUGCAAAGGAGUAUGCAGUACAGACUGGGGAAAAGGGAGCACGCUUCCCAUGGGAAAUGGCUUAUUACAGAUAUAACUUUUUUUUUCAUUUUGCAGGAUUUGAUGUGUGCCCCGCCCCGAAACCAGCUGAGUAUGAGAUACAUCUUAAUGGUGACAUUUCAUUUGCUGUGCAGCAGUAUCUUUAUGCAACCAAUGAUACUAAUUUCUUGACUAAUGACAAGGGAUAUGAGUUAGUCCAAGAAUUAGCCAACUAUUGGGCAGGUAGAGUCACCUAUGAUGACUACAAAGAGGCAUAUACAAUAUUAGAUGUGAUGCCCCCUGAUGAAGAUCAUGCACCUGUUGAUAACUCUGUCUAUACCAAUGCCGUGGCCCAGAUAGCCCUGCGUCUCCCGUACUAUGCAGCAUCUCUCCUUGACCAGAAGCUACCAGAUACCUGGUCUAAGAUUGCUGACAAUAUGCAUAUCAUGUAUGACCAGGAGAAUGAUUAUCAUCCAGAGUUUGAAGGAUAUGAAAGAGGUACUAUAGUCAAGCAAGCUGAUGUGAUUCUUCUGGGUUACCCCAUUAUGUAUGAAAUGGAUCAAUCCACGCGGGUCAAUGAUCUUAGGUAUUAUGAGACAUACACAGAGCACACAGGACCUGCCAUGACAUGGGGGAUGUUUGCUGUGGGGUGGCUCGAACUUGGAGACAAGCAGAGGGCAGAAGAUCUUUUCUCUGAAAGCUUCUUGAAUAUAAGAGAACCUUUCAAGAUUUGGACGGAGACCGCCCAGGGUACCGGGGCUGUUAACUUCAUAACAGGAAUGGGAGGGUUCCUGCAGGCAGUUCUUAUGGGAUAUGGUGGACUUCGUCUGCGUCAGGACGGCAUAACAAUGAAGAUUACUCUACCCCAAGACUGUCUUAAACUAAGCUUUACUGGUAUCAACUAUCUUGGUAACUCCCUAGAUAUCUCUGGUAACUCAACAGCAAUGAUCGUAGAGCUUACAGAGCGAUUAGAGGAUGCUGUGGACUUGGACUUGAAGGUUUCAAAUUAUACCUUCCUCAGAUUAUCAAUCGGAGAGCCGAUACUGGUCAGUGGUGCCUCUAUCAAGAUAAUGCCCCACAGGAGAUGAAAUCUUCUUCACCAAUAUCAAAAUUCAUUAUGAAAAAAGUUAAUAUGGAAAUACUGUGAUCGUCAUGUGCCAUGAAUAUACUACACUUCUUUACAACUUUAUAAACCCCUCAAAAAGUUCUGCAACUCAAUAUUGAGGGAUAUAUAUAUUUUUUUACUGAUGUAUAAAAGAUGAAACUGGUAUCAUUGAAAAGUUUAAUUAUCCUUCUUUACAAUGAUGUGCCAUCUACUGUGAUCAUGUAAUCAUGGAUUGUGCAGUUACCCUGAAUAUAGGGAAAAGUCAGAAGUGGAAUUUUGCAAAAUGCAAUGUUUUCUAACCAGUCUCCAUUUCUACAGAAUUUUGACCAUGCAGGCAGGUGACCGUGAAUGUUUUUCAUUCUAACCGCUUUUUCAUAAAAAAUCAGUAACAUUGAAAUUAACAUCUCAUCUUUUAUUUUUAAAUUCAACAUCCUAAAACUUUUUUGAAAUGACAAGGUUCAACAUUAUUCCAAACACAUUCAAUCGAUUGCACAAAUGAUAUGUGGAUUUUCAGGCAUCAAUGCAUCAACAUCAUUUAAACUCGGUCCAUCCUCGAAACGAUUGGAAAUUCACUAUUAAUAAUAAUAAUAAUAGGUCCAUUUAUAUA